UGACCUCUGCCAUGGAAAUCGACAAAGACUCCCCCAAGUCUUCCAUCCCUGCCUCCUCCACAGAGAGCAUGUCAGUGGGGGUUCAGAAGUGUUCCUUCCACCACCAGACUAUAUCAUCAGGCAAGGUAAGCAGUUCCCUGCCCCACUGGCAACAGCAUGGUAAAGCCUUUCCUCUCUUGCCUAAGAAGUCUGAUGGUUUGCCUGAACCUAUUUGAGUCCAAUCUGAAGUCCUAAUCCAUGGCUUCCUCAAACUCCUCCCACACCCAAGAGUUCACUUCCACAACAAAGUGAAAACUGCAGUCCUUCUGGUUUGCCGGUACCUGUAAAUUGAAUUAUUGUCCUUCAGUCUAACCAAUACUGAAAGGCCUCCUCCUCAGCCUUAAGACAAAUAAGUUGUUGGAUUGCUGCCACAGCAAACACCUAACAAUCUUCUAGCUACACCUCCCAACAGCUGCUUCUGUGAUGGAGGCUUUAAACCAGGCCAGAAAAGAUUAACCUACUCAUGCAUGUGACAUCAAAUAAAAAGUUAAGAGAUUACCUAAAUAUGCAGAUAAGAGAGGAAUGAUUCACAGGACAAUCCAUUAAUUGAAACCAUGCUUUGAUAGAUUCACACAGAUUCACAUUGGCCAUUAAUUAAGUACAGUCUGUAUACUGGCGUUUGGUCUCAUUAUUAUCUGCAAACACAACAUAGAUUGAAAGCACGGGACAGUGCCGGUUACAGCAACAUAAACACACAUGUGAUACGCUCCAUCAUUUGAAUCCGAUGUACAUUUUGGAGAAACAGAAUUUUAAUCUCUGCUUUAAAAUUGUCACUUAUCACGAAAAGCAAACCAUAAAUGCUGCAUAAUGCUGUGUGUGACCAAUAGGAGUAGCUGGCCAUUCAAACAGAGCGGGGCACUAAGCUUUAGUUCUCCGACUAAAAAAAUUAUCCUGCACAUGAGAGGGUAUGUAGAAAGAGACAACUUACUGAAAUUUGUCUUCUCUCUGCGCCUUUGCACACUGCAUACACAUACAAUGUAACAAUUGCGUAUCUUGUCUAUUUUCUGCUAUCUUCUUUGCAAUAAACAUUACUUUUUCAAAUAUUAAAAUAAUUCCGGGAAGGAGGAGGGAUGCACCAUAGUAUAGUACUCGUCACUACCAUCCGCCCUAACCGAGCAGCCGUGGCCAUCCAACGGAGGAGACCAGCCACCUGAGAGUUGAUGAACAGCUGCUGACCGUCAAGGGAGGGGGGGCUCCUAACCGACUGCCUGGGUCUGAGACCGUCGAGCGGGGGUGGGCUCCUGGCCGACCUCCUGGAGCUGGAGAACCGCUGCCAGGGGAUGGGGAGAUCCCUUCUGUUUCCCGAGAACUCUGCAGGGCGUUCCGUCUGCCAGGUGCCGGAAGACUGCCUCCGAGGCUCGGCUGUCAUCUGUUGGAGGAGUGGCCGAGGACCAAGCUAUGGCGUAUCGGAGAACCGACGAACCUGAUGGAAGUGAAAAAGGACAGUCGGGAACUGGAUGAAGUGGAGGAGACGCAUAAGAAAUCUGAUAAUUUCAUAACUGGUGAAGAAUCUUUUAGUGGCUCCCAGACUGAAAAGACAUUCUCACAAAAAAGAACUCGAGGAACAAAAACAAAAAAUUACUUCUGUCAUCAGUGUGGUAAGAUUUUCACAAAUAAAGGAAACCUUAAUAGUCACAUGAGAAUUCACAUUGGAGAGAAGCCUUUCACAUGCCAUCAGUGUGGAAAGAAUUUUACACACAAAAGAAGUCUGAAAGAGCACGCGAGAAUUCACACAGGAGAGAAGCCUUUCACAUGCCCUCACUGUGGAAAGUGUUUCAGAUAUAAAGGAAACCUUGAUUUACACAUACGAAUUCACUCUGGAGAGAAGCCUUUUAUGUGCAGCCAGUGUGGCAAGAGUUUCACACAUAAAAAAAGUCUGAAAGAGCACAUGAGAAUUCACACUGGAGAGACCCCAUACACAUGCCUUCAGUGUGGAAAGAGUUUCACACAAAAGGGAAGCCUUAAAAUCCACACAAGAAUUCAUACUGGAGAAAAGCCGUUCACAUGCCUUCAGUGUGGAAGGAAAUUUACAUACACUCAUGCCCUUAAGGAUCACAUGGGUAUUCACACAGUAGAGACCCCAUACGCAUGCCUUCAGUGUGGAAAGUGUUUCAAAUAUAAAAAAAGCCUCAAGUUUCACGUAAGAGUUCAUAGCGGAGAGAAACCUUACACAUGUCCUCACUGUGGGAAGAGUUUCACACAAAAGGGAAGCCUUAAAAUCCACACCAGAACUCAUACUGGAGAAAAGCCUUUUACAUGCCUUCAGUGUGGAAAGAGUUUCGCAAAUAAAACAAACCUGAGAGUUCACAUGAAAUAUCAUUCAGGACAGAAAUUACACAACUGUUCUCAGUGUGGCAAGAGUUUUUUAGAGAUGGCCCAUUUUAUACAGCAUCAAAGAGUUCAUGUGGGAGAAAAACCGUACAAGUGUUCACACUGUGAAAAGAGUUUUGCUCAUCCAAGACUCCUUAUAACACAUGAGAAAGUGCAUACUGGAGAGAAGACUUAUGACUGCACUCAAUGUGGGAGGAUUUUCAGCUCAUCAAGUACUCUACAGAGACAUUUAAGGAAGAAUUGCCCAAAAUUGUCAUAGUGAGCAAACUUUAUUUUGAGAAUCUGUCAUGUGAAAUUUGUUUUAAUUUUAAAGAUGGACUUGAAGAGAGAAAGAAUGUUUUGGUUUUGGAAGUAAAAUACGAUGGGUGAAAAUAUGGAUGAAAUAAGUAGAACAGGUUAUUUUGGUCAUACCAAGAUGCCUAUUUGUCAUUAGACAUUAUUAGGCUGAGAAAUUGUAAUGCAUAAUAUGGCGACUGUUUGGAAUUGAUGUCACACCUUACAAUUUGAAGUAUGUACAUUUUUCUAUGUUAAUUUUGUUUCUGUGGCACUAUAAAAAUGACACUUUGCUUUGAGUGGCCGGUCCAUGCAGACACCAAGCAAUGACUUUACCAAUGGCGUGAUUUGGGGGUUGGACUAUCUCUUUAUUUAAUCAAUGGCAAAAAGGUGGUGUAUUCAGAAACUGUUUUGAAAAUUGUUUAUUUUUGGCACAGAAAUUUCUUCAGCUUUAAAAGAGCCAGUCAGUUUAUUUCUCCAAACCUCUUCCCAUCUCCUCCGCUCGGGUGCCCUUACACUUCAGUAGCUGUUUGCUUGCUGUCCAUUCUGUAACCACUGCAGCCUGUGUCUGGUCCACAUCGCUCUGCCUCGAAGAACUCCUUCAAUGAUCAUUUCAUUCAAAAAUGCCUCUGAAAUUCUAAAUAUGGGGGCAAAAAGAGCCAUGGGCACUCCGCUUUUCUCGAUCUGUAUCCGUUUCGUGCAAUGCUCCUCUGCCUAAUUCUGUGAAAGUUUGCUCCUCUCAUUCAAAGAUCACAUUCUAAGAAAAGGAGAGAAGCCUGUUACAUGCCAUCAAUGUGGGGAAAGUUUUACAUAUAAAGUAGCACCAAGAGUUCAUAUUACAUAUAAUUUAUUAGAGAAAUGACACCACUCGGGAUGGAAAGUUUUUCCACAGAUGGUCUAUUUUCAACCACACCAGAGAAUACAUACUGGUUUCAAAGCUUACGUCUUCUCCGAGUGUGGUAGAGCAUUAAUACAGUAUAAAGAGGACUUUUUUACUGAGGCGGCCCAUGUGGGGCACGUUCUCAUUCAAGGGUAGCAUGAAGUGUAACUUAACAUCCCUGAUGAUGAUAAUAAUAGUAAUAAUAAUAAGAUAUGAACAUUUUCAAGGUAUUUUUAAUAGUCUAAUAUUUCAUUAAUUGAUUAAUACUUCUGAAGGAUUAAUACUGCAAAACACAGAAGACUCCAGAUUGCAUGUAUUAUUAAUAUUUGUUCAAUACAAAUUUUAAUUAUAUUUGUUGUUCACUGGAAACCAGGGGGUGUCGCUAGACCCCUUUUACUGGGUCACAUGCCCCAGUAUAAAUCUGCUGUGCCCCAGUAAAAUCUCAAGUUUCAGUUUUAACAAUUUACUUAAUUUGUCAGUGCAUUGAUUUAGAUUGAUAAUCCCGGAAAAAAGAUGAUCUAAAUGCAACGCAGUAACCCACCCAAUCAACGCUGAAAACACAAAUCCUUUUGGCACGCGCCUGUGCGCUUGCUAUAACCAAAGACACCGCAGCUCGCACAGCCACACACACAAUUCCAGGGGCCAGUUGCACCAGCUAUACGUAUGUUACAACUUAGUGCCCAUUUAUGCCACAACUAGGCUAAGUCACAACUUACGCACUACUAAACAUUUGAGUGUUGCACCAUUAAACUUAGGUAGAACGUAACCCUAUGUAUGAACUAAAUAUUUAUGGAAGCCUCCGACCAGAAGUAACGGUUGGAAUAAAAAAAAGCAGUCAUCAAUCAUUUCGACAUAUAUGAUGAUGUUGGCAUUUACACUCGUUUACAUUUACAAGAGACAAAAAAACAACUUAGAUUUAAGCGGCUCUUCAGCAUGAAACCGUUCAAACGGGGCAGUUUUCAGGAUGUGUCGCCCGGUGUCAAGUGUCAGCAUACACGAAAUUGAUAUUAAAAUAAAUACAUGUCUGUUUUUUCCAGCCUGUUGUAUUAGCAUUUAUUUAUCACCCCUUAAUUAUUUUAGAUACAGUUAUAUUGUUAUUUACUCCAGGCAAAUAUACUAUUUAUUAAAUCAAAUUUUAUUACGUAUUGUAUUUUAAUGGGGGUGUAAUUUAUUACAGCUGACAGUUACACGAGCAGACAAGGUUUGAAGAUCAACCGUGGCAAGAUAAAACUGAAAUUCAUGCUUUUUAACACUUCUAUGUACAAAUUUGAAGGCUGUUUGGAUCAGUACAGGUAAAUGUCAUAUUAUGUGACUACGCAUCACUUUAUGGAGAGUUUACGACCUACUAGUUAAGUCUUGCUUUAAGAAGUAGUUAUUAAGCCCUUAGUGUGAACUUUAUGUCCUAACUUACAUGAGAACUUGCAACCCUUCCCAGGUGUCGGCACCCAAGUCAGAAUUGAGAUUAAACUAAAAGUACGUUUCUUAAAUUCUAUAAUACCGAUGAUCUUAUUUUGACUCCAACAUUAUUGGCUCCUGUAGACGGACAUCAGAAAAUUCUUUGGACGAAGCAGGAACAGGAAAGCCUAAAGGAGAGGGAGUUUGAGGGAGGUAAGACUUGAUAUACGAAAUACAUCCUCAGCCGUCAGAUUCAGGUUUCAGACAUCAGAUGAAAAAGUCAAGUCUAUGGAAUUGUAGAGGAAAUAAACACAUUUUUGUGUUCUGUAGUACUAUCUUUGAUUGUGUGUGAUAACAAUUAAUCAAUCUUUUGGAUAUGAAAUUAAUCAUUAAAUUCAUCAGCGCUAGUUUAGGACACUACAUAAACCGUUGGCAGUAACUAUGGCUGCUGUGUGCUAAUUACCUAGUGAUUAAAAGGAUGAUAAUUAGGCUUGUUUUGAGUUGUUGCAAGUAAACUUACACCAAUUUUGU
This is a messenger RNA of Xyrauchen texanus (razorback sucker), 5449 nucleotides long. Its product is annotated as gastrula zinc finger protein XlCGF8.2DB-like. The transcript has 2 exons. Gene Ontology annotation, biological process: regulation of transcription by RNA polymerase II. The record is from RefSeq and is a predicted model, not a curated record. Gene Ontology annotation, molecular function: RNA polymerase II cis-regulatory region sequence-specific DNA binding; DNA-binding transcription factor activity, RNA polymerase II-specific. The coding region runs from base 1466 to 2629 and encodes 387 amino acids. NCBI's taxonomy places the organism in Eukaryota, Metazoa, Chordata, Actinopteri, Cypriniformes, Catostomidae.